Messenger RNA from Culex pipiens pallens (northern house mosquito), 838 nucleotides. Its product is annotated as ficolin-1-A-like. The record is from RefSeq and is a predicted model, not a curated record. The transcript has 3 exons. The coding region runs from base 62 to 838 and encodes 258 amino acids. NCBI's taxonomy places the organism in Eukaryota, Metazoa, Arthropoda, Insecta, Diptera, Culicidae.
UGAUGCUGGGUCAGUAUCGUUUGGGAGGUCGCAUGUUUACGAUGUGUAGACUGUAGAAAGCAUGAAGUCGUUUACGCUCUUGAUCUUGAUCGCCGCGCUGUGUCUGGCUAAAGAAAGGGAGGAUUUCAAUGGAAUUUCCGAGUACGAAAUCGACGGCUGCCAGGAUCCGUACGUGAGGAUCAACGGGGUGUACCACGCGAAACCUCGCCUGUCCACGAUCCCAGCUUUUUUGGUGUACUGCGACCAGAAGAUCGAGGGCGGAGGUUGGGUCGUGAUCCACCGGCGGUUCGACGGCAGCGUUGACUUUACGCGGAACUGGAACGACUACCGGAACGGGUUCGGGGACAUUAGUGGGGAGUUCUGGUUGGGGCUGGAGAAGGUGCACCAGCUGACGCGGUCGGCCAAUUACGAGCUGUUGGUUGUGGUCAGGGAUAACGCGGGCAAGCAGAGGACGGCCCGCUAUGGACAGUUUAUAGUGCACAGUGAGUUCGAGAAGUAUCGGCUGCACGUGGAGUCGUUUAUGAACGGAACGGCGGAGGACUGUAUGGGGCGGCACAACCGGAUGGCGUUUGCCACGACAGAUCGGGAUGACAAGUACGGAUGUGCGAGCAAGUACUCCAGUGGGUGGUGGUUCGACAACUGUUACACGGCAAAUCUCAACGGGUUGUACAAACCAGGCAGUGGGAACGCGAUGUCCUGGCACAGACAACCGGACAAACGGGUUGGACUCCUGGAGGCUAGAAUGAUGAUCCGGAUUGUGAGGAACUCCGUGCUGAGGUCGGACCCAGCGGCAAUUGAUGGACUCAACAGUACAACUGUCACAUACGAAGAAGUCUAA